Messenger RNA from Lentinula edodes (shiitake mushroom), 2083 nucleotides. RefSeq names its product Dihydropteroate synthase-like protein. Bases 117 to 1856 code for a protein of 579 amino acids. The transcript is spliced from 5 exons. Gene Ontology annotation, molecular function: dihydropteroate synthase activity; 2-amino-4-hydroxy-6-hydroxymethyldihydropteridine diphosphokinase activity. Gene Ontology annotation, cellular component: mitochondrial envelope. The record is from RefSeq and is a predicted model, not a curated record. NCBI's taxonomy places the organism in Eukaryota, Fungi, Basidiomycota, Agaricomycetes, Agaricales, Omphalotaceae. Gene Ontology annotation, biological process: tetrahydrofolate biosynthetic process.
UGGAUAAUAUCGCGGACUACAAUCCGAAAAUCAGGGUUAAAGCUGCUAAGCCUUGUGCUCUAGUCUUUGCUGACUCUUCUGAGGUUGAAAUUACUCGGUACUUCAAAGAUUAUCCAAUGGAAUUGACUUUAGCGUCAGAGGCUUCUAAUCUAUUCGACUCUUCUUCAAGUGCCAUUCAUUGCGCCGCAAUCGCUUUAGGUUCUAACGUCGGUGAUAGUAUUCAGAAUAUCGAAGUCGCCUUGCGGCUUUUGGAAAAUCCUUUGUUAGUUGUGGGGGACCGGUCUACUAUCUCGCAAAAUGCAUUUGUUUAUAUUGUCAACACGAGCUUUCUCUAUGAAAGUGCCCCGAUGUACGUUACAGACCAACCAUCUUUCAUUAAUUGCGCCUGCAUGAUAGAAACCAACAUACCGCCUGUUAAUCUGCUGCAGCUCGUCAAGAAAAUCGAGGAGAUUGUGGGUAGAAAGCCGUCAUUCCGGAAUGGACCUCGCGUCAUCGACUUAGACAUCGUGCUAUAUGACGAGCUCAACUUUGACACGAGAGCUCUAGAGGAACAACACACACUCGACAACUUGAACGGUCAUUUAGUCAUUCCUCAUCCGAGAAUGUCAGAAAGGGUGUUCGUAUUGAGGCCACUAUAUGACAUGAUACCAGAAUACGUUCACCCAUCUCUCCACAAGACCAUUUCUACUCUAUUGAACGAACUUACUCUCAUUUCUGAUGACCCUCCCAUGGACAAGGUCAUUGCGUUCCCUCAGUAUCCCCUUCCUCCAAAUAAUACUUCUCCACUCCCGGGUGUAGAUCCAGUUCCUUCGAUCCUUACGUACUGGAAAUAUAGAGCCUCAAGGUCGAUAAGGACAGUGCCAGCAACAACCCAGGGCAGAACUCGAUUGAUGGCGACGUUGAAUGUUACUCCCGAUUCCUUUUCCGAUGGGUCAACCCAUAAUACCCUUCCGACAGCGCUAGCGUAUGUUCACGAAGCAGUUCGGGUGUCAGUGGACAUACUGGAUAUUGGAGGAUACUCUACCAGGCCUGGUGCCGCUUUUGUCAGUGUCAAGGAGGAAAUCGAUCGUGUUGUACCUUUCAUUCAAGCAAUACGGUCUGCAGACCCUGCCACGACCGAAGACGAUGGUGAAGAAAACUGCAUGGUCAGGGAUAUGCCUAUCAGCAUCGAUACCUUCCGAUGGGAGGUUGCUGAGAAUGCGAUCCUGGCCGGAGCAAAUUGCAUUAACGAUGUGUACGCUUUCACAGGUCCGCAAAAUUAUCCAUACCCUGCGUCUGGCGCGGCUAAAGAACAAACGACUGAAUACAUGCGGCAAAUGAAAGACGUUGCUCGAAAGUUCGCUGUUCCUGUCGUCCUGAUGCAUUCGAGGGGGGACGCUGGGAUGAACAAGGAUUAUUCUGUGUAUGAUUACAGCGAUGAUGGGCGUGUACUAGAGGGCGUGCGUGUAGAGCUUGGGGUGAAGGUCGACGAAAUAGUCAAAGGUAGAGGGUGUAUCAGAAGGUGGAAUGUCAUUAUCGAUCCUGGAAUUGGUUUCAGCAAGACAGUCGAGGGUAACUUGGAGCUUUUACGCCAAGGCGCUGCCGUGACUGCCGAUAUACUUAUUGGAUCAGGGUCCAAUGAGAAGAAAAGGAAUCCACUCGCGGGUUUUCCCCAACUUGUCGGAACUUCAAAGAAGUCUUUUCUUGGGAUGAUUCUGUCUGACAAGCGAGGAAAAUCGACGGAGGCGAAGGACAGAAUUUGGGCCACUGCCGGCGCGGUUGCCUGCGCUGUGCAGCAGGGAGCGUUGGUAGUCAGAGUGCAUGAUACCCAUGAAAUGUCAGAUGUAGUCGCCAUUGCAGAUGCCCUUUGGCGGUAAUAUUGAGGAAUGAAUAGCUACCUCUCAAUACUUAGUAGCAGGAGUCUAAUUCCCGCAUACCUGCUUGAAGGAUCUUAUCGAGCGAACUAUUGAAUUUUGUCUGCUUCCGCUCUUCUAGUCAUUAUAUCUUAGUCACCCUGAUUCUUAAUAGCCUCGAGUUCUUUCACCAUUGUCCAGCAUUGUCCUCAAAUCUGUGUUUGUUUGACUUUCUCUAGGGUCUUAUACUG